GGGACAUGGAACCAAGCGUUGAGAGGGCGGCCACAGCCUACACCCUGACUGGGGUGAGGGACCACCUCCAUAUCUAAGUAUUAUCCAAGCUUGGGGAGGAAGGGGUCUUUAGUGUAUCUCCUUGGGUUUGAGGAAGUCGGGCCUUAUCCUGCUUUGGGGUUAGAAAGAAGAAGCUCAGGAUCAGUUGGCUAGGAGGGAAGGGAGGGAGCCAGCAAUCCCUGUUGGACCAAAUUGAACUGGGAACUAGGCCUAUCAAGCCCAUUAAAGUUGGUCCUUGUAGGAGUGGGGCCAGAAGGCAGAGCAAAAGGAGUGUUGGGGCAACUCCUGUGGUCCAGGUUGGAGUUCAGAGGUACAUACAGGGCCUCCCUUGGUUUACUUUUGAUGCUUAAAGAGGGAGCCCUUUAGGCCUUUCAGUGAUUAGCAUUUCCGAGCCUGGUGGCUGGUUAUCCUGGGGACAGUACAGGAGGAAGAUAAAAUUCCUGGGAUACAUUGCACCCCCAAGAGGCUGAGGAAGAAUGGGCAACUCGCUUUGUGGUGCCCUCCAGGGGGCACCCCAGUCCAAAGGUGAAGAUUGGUGCCUUUGCUGAUCUCUAACCCCUUUUCUCCUGUCAGGGCCCAGCCCCUCCCUCAUUGAGGCCCUCAGGCCCCCUUGGUUCCAACUAGGGGAGGGCCUGGGCUUGGGGAGGCCAGGCAGCUCUGGGCCCCAAACCGGUUUUCCCACCUUCACCAGGGCUGGCACAUCACCACUGUGGUUCCCUCCCCACUACUUCCUUUCAGUUCUUCCUCUCUCCACCCUGGAAUGUUGGGGGUGGGGGGAUAUCUAGGCCAUCUUUUGUCCCUUGCCUGCCCUGGGUGUGGUCCCUUCCAGAAAGGCAAGACCCAUAUGUAUGAUUUUAAAACAAGAAGGUAGAGUGACGAUUCCAUACUUGGCCUUCCACACUCCUGGAACUCAGGGUUUCCCUGUAAGCCUUAAAGGCAAUGAAACUAAGUGAUGGCAAAAAGUAGUUGGGAUUCCCCUUCCCCCCAUCAGAGCUAUGGAGGAGAAAACUGGAAAGUCCUAAGAAAGCCCAGCCUACCCCCUGGCCUGCUCUGGAGUUAAGAUGGGAGCGGUAGGUUUCUCCCCAGGUGCCCCUGUUCAACCCAGUCCCUCAUCUCAAAUACCAACAAGACAAAUCAUUUCCAUUUGUCUUCUCUUCUGCUGGAACUGAGAUCAUCUCAAUAAUGAUGGCACCAAGUGAUGUUAAUAGGGCCCUUGCUGUGUGCCAGGCGCUGUGCUAAGCACUUUAGAUGCUCACAAAACCCCUAUGAGGUAGGUGAAACCACGAGAAAACAGACACAGAGAGGUCCAGUAAUGUGCCCAAAGCCACAUUGCUAGUCUUCGGUGGAAGCAAACUUUCUUCCCUGGCUGACCCUAGGAGUCCCUUGACUGCUACUUUGUGUCCUUUCACUAAGGCAGAACCCACAUCCCUAACCUUUCUAAAAAUAGUGCUCCUUUGAAAUGGAACUGGCUACUGAAGUCCAUUUUUAACCCAUGGAAGAACAGCUCUUUGGAGGGAGAUGAGGGAUUAUGGGAGUGUUUACAGGAGCUAUUGCAGCUUUUAUACCUGUAGCCAAUUCCCAUAUCCUCAGUCCCCAUACAAAUGCAGAUCUGUAAGUACCCUUCCCAUUUUCCUCCCUCUUACCCCACUGGGACAAAUAGAACCAUUCCCACUUCACAAAGGGGGGAAAUAAGGUUAAGGAGUUAAAUAACCUGCCCGAGGCACUGGCCUUGAGCCCUAGUAUUCUCCUUGGGAGUCUGAGUGACAUAUUAAAUGCCCUACCAGGACACUGCUGGGAAGGGCAGUAGUGGUGAUGGCCUUAAUAGCACAGAGCUUUGAGAAGGGACCCAGCAAGGAGGCACUGUCACACAGCCUAUCACACAAUCCAGAUGGGAAGCAGCAGAUGAUUAAUUACAGUGGACACCCAGAUAAAGCUGAGGAACAUUGGGAUGCUGCCUUCACUUGGGACUGAUAGCUGAAGGAUCCAGAAGGGGAAUCUCGGCCCUGAGGAUGCUGGGGCAGGGAUUCUGAGGGCCCAGUUGGGUUUGGCAGGUCCCAGGGUGGGCCAGUGGCUGAUCAGGUGGAGUGGGCGCAGAUGCUGGGAAGACAAGGCCACCUAAUCGCCUAUUCAAAGCUGGGGCCUGAGAGUAGGUAGAGGGAGAAAACUACAAUUCCCAGAAGCCCCUGUUCCCCUCCGAGUCAAGGAUAGUUGCCAUGGUUUCAGAAAACAAUAUGGCUGCUCCCAGCUGGGAAGCGAGUUUCCCGGUUUGAGAGGCAGAGGCCGGUCUGGGCGCCUUCGGUGGCGAAAGAAGAGGCAUCUGAGAGAUCGUGCGGUUUGGCGCUGACGCUGCACGACUGGAACGGUCUUGCCUUGCUGGGGGUGCCAAUGGCUGGCAGCGUGGACGAGGAGGCGUUGCACCAGCUGUACCUGUGGGUAGACAACAUCCCCCUAUCCCGGCCCAAGAGAAAUCUCUCCAGGGACUUCAGUGAUGGAGUCCUGGUCGCAGAAGUCAUCAAGUUUUACUUCCCCAAGAUGGUGGAGAUGCACAAUUAUGUCCCUGCCAACUCUCUCCAACAGAAGCUCAACAACUGGGGUCACCUAAACAGGAAGGUGCUGAACAAGCUGAACUUCUCGGUACCAGAGGACGUGAUGCGCAAGAUCGCGCAAUGCGCGCCAGGCGUGGUGGAGUUAGUGCUCAUUCCGCUGAGGCAGCGCCUGGAGGAGCGCCAGAGGCGCAGGAAGCAGGGCGCGGGCUCCUUACAGGAGCUGGCUCCCCAGGAUGGCACUGGCUACAUGGAUGUGGGUUUGUCCCAGAAGGCCCGAGGGGAAGGUGACCCGGACUCUCAGGGAGGAGGGCAGCUCAGGGGGGGUCGGCUGCCAGCGCCCCGACCUCCGGGAUAUAGUCAGGCACUGCAGGGCGACCCAAGCUUCGUCCUCCAGAUCGCUGAAAAGGAGCAGGAACUGUUGGCCUCUCAGGAGACUGUGCAGGUCCUGCAGAUGAAGGUGAGGCGCUUAGAGCAUUUGCUGCAGCUCAAGAACGUGCGCAUCGACGAUCUCUCCCGGCGGCUCCAGCAGGCAGAGCGUAAGCAGCGGAGAAUGGACCGCUUUGCAGAACCCAGAAGCCACGUGCAGAGACUUGGCAUGCUCCCCAAAGCCAUGCCCGACACCAGGGGCCCCACCUUGGUGCUCCCUGCUCUGGGCCUUAGGGGGCGGUGCCCGGACUCGGUGCACACCCCUAGAAACAGGUCCCCGCCCAGCCCUGAGGACUGCGGCGUCUCCAUCCGGGCUAGUUCUCUGCGCUCUGGACCUCGGGGGAAGCUGCCCGAGGCAGCUGAGGGAGAAGCUUCCCUCUCCGGCGCGCUCACCUGGGGCCCAACUCGAGGCUGGAGAGCACAGCAGCUGGAGAGGAAGGGGUGAGGAGUGGCUUCAGCCAGGAGUGGGGAAGACAUGGGCUGUGCCUGUUCCAAACACUCUUCCCUCCCCUCCUAGGGGGCACCUUUGAGAAUGUUUUGGAGAUACAGGACCGCACUACCCCCAUUAAAGAAGUUGUGCUAUCUUUCCUGCGA
Messenger RNA from Panthera uncia (snow leopard), 3605 nucleotides. RefSeq names its product sperm flagellar 1 (gene SPEF1). The transcript is spliced from 8 exons. Gene Ontology annotation, cellular component: axoneme. Gene Ontology annotation, molecular function: microtubule binding. The coding region runs from base 2425 to 3456 and encodes 343 amino acids. The record is from RefSeq and is a predicted model, not a curated record. Gene Ontology annotation, biological process: regulation of cytoskeleton organization. Lineage: Eukaryota; Metazoa; Chordata; Mammalia; Carnivora; Felidae.